Molecule: messenger RNA, 2256 nt
Organism: Aspergillus tanneri
Lineage: Eukaryota; Fungi; Ascomycota; Eurotiomycetes; Eurotiales; Aspergillaceae
Exons: 1
Coding region: 1-2256 (751 amino acids)
Biological process (GO): transmembrane transport
Cellular component (GO): plasma membrane
Molecular function (GO): transmembrane transporter activity
Source: RefSeq, a predicted model, not a curated record
AUGUUGUUAUUAUUCUCUGGCCCCAUAGAAUCGGCGGACAUUUCUCACUAUCGCAUAGACGCUUCGCGAUUUCUUGCUCAGUCGCAGUCGCGGUUAGGACCUCGCCACAAUGAACCGCGUAGGGACUACCGUCUCACACAGCAGGAAAAUACUCACUUACUAUCCUCUCGCCCUUUCUUACCGCGAAUGACAGUCGAUCCGUACCAGCCCACUGCCUCCCAAACCUCUAACUUCCGUAUUGGUUCGCGGAGUUUAAUUCAGCCUGCGCCUCUUUUUUACAGUGCCGCCGACGAGUUUCGCGAAGAUGAUGAAAACGAGUGUGAGCGUGAAAUUGCCGACUUCUAUGCAUUGCAAAAGUCGAGACGCCAUUUUGGGAGCAUUCACCUGAGGGAUUCCUCGGAGAUGGAUGAGGAUGAUAUUAGCACCUUUCAUGAACACAAGCUUCCUAACAGUAAUGCGUCAAGGAAGAGCAAAGGGAUAAGAAGUUCAUGGCGUGAUAGUGAAUCUAAUCGUGGUAGACACAAUGCGACUGCUGACACUGCUCGAAAAAGCACUCAGAACGGUGGUUCUAGCUGCAGGGCCAGGGAAAACUUGUUCAAUGUUCGUCUUGAUGACACAAUAGGCUUUGACUACUACAUGGAUAAGGCAAGCUCUGAAACGGGUGAUGAUGACCCUCCAUCUAUUCAACGAUUCAGAGAGCAGCCUGGGUACCGCAAAGGUAGUCUAGGGAUAGACUCAUCUUUCAUACCCACAGAAACAGACAAGCGAACUCGGUUGGAAUCUGGUCUCCCAGAGAUUCCCUCGGAUUCUUGUCAGGCGUCAGCUCCACUAGGAUCGUUGGAAUCGCCAGCUUACGAUGCCUUUUGGGGACAUCUUUUUUUAACCGCUCUGGCCUGUCUUCUCGCCACUGCGUUUCUUGUGUAUCUUCACACUUCUGCCCCAUCAGGGGACAGAUCUAAAUGGGGGGAUACGGUUUACCUAACUAUUCAUGGAUCAUUCUAUCUCCUUGCGGUUUAUACCGCUAUUUCAAUUCUCAUAUCAUUGGUUUGGCUUGCCCUACUACGGUCCCACGUGCGCCAGCUGGUGUACGUGGUCAUGUUUGCCGUCCCAGUGAUCUUAUAUUCAUUCUCCCUUUACACGUUUUUCUCAAGCUUUAAAGGUGCCUGGCAUGGUAUUAGCAUUCAGGACAAACUAAUGAGAUGGGGUUCUAUUGUUCCAUUCCUCCUGGGUAGUAUGUGGACAUACAAUGUUAUUCGAGGCCGCCAUGCUAUCGGCAGGGCAAUCGAAGUACUGGAGUUCGCAUGUCGCAUACUUGCCGCAAACAUUGAAUUGCUGGCUCUUGGCCUCGGCAUUCUCAUCUUUAUUGUUUUGUGGACCUGGAUAUGGAUGCUUAUGUUCACUAGGGUGUUCUUGGUUGGACACGUUUCGGAAUCGAAGUUUUUCAUCAACCUUAGCAGUUGGUGGCUAGGGGCUUAUUUUAUCAUCGUUUAUUUAUGGUCUCUGGGAGUUGUUGCUGGUAUCCAGCGUGCCGUCACCGCUGCAACAGUAAGCCAGUGGUAUUUCCAUCGCCUCGCACGUCCAGCUCCAACAUCUAGGCAGGUAGUACAAGCGGCAAUAGUUCAUUCUUUAACAGCUUUAUUUGGCACAAUCUGCCUUUCCCGACUGGUUGCGUUGUCAGUUCGACUCCCUUUUGUCCUGCUACCGAGUCGUAUUACGUCGGUUUUAAGCCUAUUUGCUUAUUCACUUGUUCCUACCCCGAUAGUUGCUCUCACAGACCCUCUUGCACUUACCUACGGAGCAAUUCAUUCACAGCCACUUGUUAUCUCUGCAUGUGGUCUUGCUCGGAUACAUCUCUCGCCGCGAAUAACUACACCUACACCAGCACUGCAUCCGCGAUCUUGGUCGCAUGAAGGCGUAGCCCACCUUGAUUCCUACCGAAUUUCAAAGCUUAUUUUACAUGCCGCUCGCCUUAUGACGUCUUUGGCGCUUGGAUUUGGGGGGUGGGUAUCCGCUGCCCGAAACUUGGGUGUUGGUGGAGUCAGAGGCAGUAUGUAUGCUUACUUGGUUGGGUUGAUUGCAGGAACAAUUGGCUGGAGCGUCCUGGGGGCAAUAGAAGGUAUUAUUGCUGAUAUAGUAGAUGCUUCUGUCAUCUGUUGGAGCAGCGAAACUGGAACUAAUGGCGGAGAGGCUAGGUAUUGUCGGGAAGCUGGCUGGCUCUUUGGCAACGAGCCAAAAGUGGGUGGCAGCCAAGCCUGA